This is a messenger RNA of Amphimedon queenslandica, 1474 nucleotides long. Its product is annotated as metal regulatory transcription factor 1-like. The transcript has a single exon. The record is from RefSeq and is a predicted model, not a curated record. The coding region runs from base 111 to 1322 and encodes 403 amino acids. Gene Ontology annotation, biological process: regulation of transcription by RNA polymerase II. Gene Ontology annotation, cellular component: nucleus. NCBI's taxonomy places the organism in Eukaryota, Metazoa, Porifera, Demospongiae, Haplosclerida, Niphatidae.
AAAUGGCGAAUUCUUUGGAAGGAGGCUCGUUGUGAAGACUGUUUUCUCUGUUUCUUCUUUAAAAGAAGUCAAUCCUUUAGUUGAAAAAGAAGCAAAAACUCCUAUCCUUUAUGUCUUGUUCCUCUUCUCCUAGUUUUGAGGUUGUUAUUGAGGAGGAGGUCACUUCGUCUGGGGGCAUUCCUGGGCGGUACGAGUGUGACUAUGAUGGCUGUGAGAGAUCCUAUGCCUCUCGUUCAAACCUCAGGGCUCACAUAAGAGCCCACGAAGGACGCUACAAUCACAAGUGUGAUCACGAUGGCUGUGAAAAGGCAUUCCUCUCCUCCUACAGUCUUAAAGUACAUAAGAGGGUCCACACGGGGGAAAGACCUUAUAAUUGUCAAGAGAAAGGCUGCGAUAAGUCUUUCAACACUCAGUAUCGACUGACGGCUCAUAAAAGACUACACACUGGAGAAACCUUUGAUUGUAAUUACGAUAAAUGUCCGAAACAAUUCACGACAAAGAGCGACCUGAAGAAACAUGAGAGGACGCACACUGGCGAACGGCCGUACCAGUGUCUCCUUGAUGAGUGUGGGCGUUCAUUCACGGCUCCACACCACCUCCGUAAUCAUCAACUCACGCACAAUAACAACGGAGAGGGAAACAAGAAGAAACAGCACCAGUCAACAUCAGGUGCUAGUAACAAUGAAUCGUCUAACCAGCCAUUGUCUAGUGUACCUCCAGAUCUUAGUAUGUUAAUGAAUGGACUUAUGAGCAACACUGGUACUCCUCCACCCAAUGUUGAAGAUACAGUGAAUCCCGUCCCUCUGUCUAGUGAUAAUAAUGCUAUAAUAGAGGGAAAUGAGGCCAUCUCUUCUCAGCUUUUACUGGCUCUCUCUGCUAUAGAGCACUUGCAAUCGACUGGUGCCCUUGAUAACAUUGCUGCCAUGUUGAAGUCUUGUAGUGGAGGAUCUUCACCAGCUCCUUCAAUAGAUGACACUGAGAGAAUUCAACUCUCUUUACCAAAUGAGGAAUUUGCAACUGUAGCACAACCUGAGUCUUCUCUUCCUCCUUUGAUUGAAUCUGAAGGUGAAAGUGGUACACAAACACUCCCCAUUAAUUUGGAUGAAUUACUAACUGUAACUGACUCCAACUUAAUUCCAGGCAGUUAUCUUUCUUCAGUGUCACUCGUCCCUCCUUCGACUUCUACCAGGGCAGACCAAUCGGUUCAAACUGACGCGACGUGUUACUGCGGUAACAAGCCCGAUGCUCCUGCAGUUUCAAAGUGCUGUUCUUGUUGCAAGUGUAGCAGUGGCGGGCGGUGUUGCUGUGCUGAAGAGACCUAAUGUAUGUAUAACUCUCACUCAUUGUGGACAAAUAAGUCAUUAACAACUGUAAGACAUUUUAAUUCACGUGUAUAAAUCCUGAUAUUAUCUAAUGAUGAUUAUUAUUUCAAUGCAAUUCAGAAUGUUAAGCUACCGGUAGUUCAAAUCAUUGA